Messenger RNA from Chlorella variabilis, 2320 nucleotides. RefSeq lists its product as hypothetical. Gene Ontology annotation, molecular function: calcium ion binding; NADH dehydrogenase activity. The coding region runs from base 1 to 2022 and encodes 673 amino acids. NCBI's taxonomy places the organism in Eukaryota, Viridiplantae, Chlorophyta, Trebouxiophyceae, Chlorellales, Chlorellaceae. The record is from RefSeq and is a predicted model, not a curated record. The transcript has 16 exons.
AUGCAGGCCUCGAGGCUGGCACCCCGGCUCUUGCAGCUGGCAGCUGCGGCCUGUGGGCGUGCCGCCGCGGGCUGCAAAGUGCAGUACGCCAGUUUGAGCUCCGCCGCCGGCGCCGGUGGCGGCGGUGGCGGCGCCUCUGCCGCCGCCCGCGCCGGCUCCAGGCAGCAGUGGGCUGCCGCGGUGGCGGCCUGCCUGGGAGUGGGCGCAGUCGGGCUGCAGAUGUACCCAGGCGGCGACAACACCGCAGAGUGUGAGGCUGCCGCGUCCCCGCCAGACGCGCCACCAGAGGGCGCGCCGGCGGCGGAGGCGGCGGCGCCCAAGCGCAAGACGCGGGUGGUGGUGCUGGGGUCUGGCUGGGGCGCGGUCGCCUUUUUGAAGAACCUGGACUGGAAGGGCGCCUUUGGACCCAACGGCCAGUACGAGGUGGUGGUGGUGUCCCCGCGCUCCUACUUUCUGUACACACCGCUGCUGCCGGGCGCGGCGGCGGGCAGCGUGCAGGAGCGGUCGAUCAUGGAGCCCAUCCGCAACCUGCUGGCGGGGCAGGGCCAGUACUACCAGGCCGCCUGCACCUCCAUCGACGCAGAGCGCCAAGUGCUGCACUGCGCAGUGAACAAGUGCCACGUGUGCGAGGCUCUGGAUCAUGAGAGCGGCAAGUGCCAGGCGGGCGGCGGCGGCGGGAAGAAGGGGUGGAUGAAGGGCGGCGCCGCCGCGCCGCCCGCCGCCCCCGCCGCCCACGAGCUCGACACGUUUGAGGUCCCCUACGACAUCCUGCUCGUGGGGGUGGGCUCAGUGAACAACACGUUUGGCAUCCAGGGCGUGGCGGAGCGCUGCUUCUUCCUCAAGUCAAUCGACGACGCCCACAGGCUGAGGGUGCACAUCAGCAAGGUGGUGGAGCAUGCGGGUCUGCCCCACCUGACCCGCGAGGAGCGGCGCCGCCACCUCAACUUUGUGGUGGUGGGCGGCGGGCCCACGGGGGUGGAGCUGGCCGCCGAGCUGCACGACUUUGUGCAGGAGGAUGUGGCGCGCCUGCUGCCGCACCUCAAGGAGGACAUCAGCAUCACGGUGGUUGACACCAUGGACCACCUGCUGGGCGCCUUUGACCGCCAGCUGUCCGAGUACACGGCCUCACACUUCAUGCGGGAGGGCAUCAACGUGCAGCUGGGCACGAUGGUGCGGAGCGUGGGGGAGGGCGCGCUGACGGUGACGCGCAACGGCAACAAGACCGAGGAGAAGCUGCCCUUUGGCACCUGCGUGUGGGCCACAGGCAUCGCCAUGCACCCGCUGGUGCGCGGCCUCAAGGAGCAGCUGCAGCGGCAGCUGGAGGAUGUGCAGAACUCGCGGACGGGGGUGGUGGUGGACGGCCACCUGCGGGUCAAAGGAACCAACGGUACCAUCUUUGCCAUGGGGGACGCCGCGGUGACGCACCAGGACAAGUCUGUGGAGGAUGCGGCCAAGCUGUUUGCCGAAGCCGACACCAACAAAGACAACCGGCUGUCGCGGGACGAGGUCACCGGCCUGCUGAAGAAGGCUGGCAAGCGGUAUCCUCAGAUGGGCGAGCUGGCUGCUAUGCUGGAGGAGGGGGUGCUGGAGAAGGCGGCGCGCGGCGUGUGGGGCGCCAGCCGCAAGGAGGGCCGCUACAGCAAGCACGUGGAGCGUCUGGAGGCGGGGCUGUCGUUUGAGGAGUUUCAGGAGCUGCUGACCGACAUGGACACGCUCAUGCGCUCGCUGCCGCCCACCGCGCAGGUGCUACCGCCACUUUGGCACCUUUGCAUACGUGGGCAUGGACCGCGCCGUGCUCUCCCUGCCCUCCGCCUUCCCCUUCAACGCCCUCCAGGGCUGGCUGGUGGGCCUGACCUGGCGCGGCUUCGAGACGUGGGGCCAGGUGUCUGCCCGCAACCGCUGGAUGGUUCAGAGCGACUGGGUGCGCAUGAAGCUGUUCGGGCGCAACAUCACCGAGGUCUGAGCAGGGCAAGCCGCAGGCAGCACCAUCGGCAGCAGCAGCAGCAGCACCAGCUGGCAUGACGGCAUGUGCCAGGGCAGCCACAGCGGCCGGCACGUGGGGUGCCGAGCUUAGCGACUCUCACUCCUUAGCGGCGCAUUUUCAUUUCAUUGGGGGUGACGGGCAACAGGCGGCACGUAGGGUGCCGCCGCCGUGAGCCUUGCCGCCCCUCCUCUCGGUCUCUGUCUGUCAUCGGUUUCUCAGCUCACAUGGGUACUGGCAUAUGCAUGGGACAUAUGCAUGAAUUGUGCAAUCUGUGUACUUUUGUCCAACCUUGGGGACGACGCUGGUGCUGGGCGCUCCAUGUAAACUAACUCCUGC